Molecule: messenger RNA, 2010 nt
Organism: Chaetomium globosum CBS 148.51
Lineage: Eukaryota; Fungi; Ascomycota; Sordariomycetes; Sordariales; Chaetomiaceae
Exons: 4
Coding region: 1-2010 (669 amino acids)
Biological process (GO): vesicle-mediated transport; intracellular protein transport
Cellular component (GO): CORVET complex; fungal-type vacuole
Source: RefSeq, a predicted model, not a curated record
AUGGCUCCUCGUGCGGAGUUCGACACGGAGCAGGUCCGCGACAGGGCGCGUAAGGACCUGCUGCAUCUCCUCGAGGGAGUUCGCGGCAAGAAGAACCUCGUUAUUGAAAAGGAGCUAGCCGGCCCUCUUGGUGUCGUGGUCAAGGCCUCCACACUGCGCGACUAUGGUGUCGACAAUUUUUUCUUUCUCGAAAAUAAAAACACAGACACGAGCCAGCGAAAUAUCGUCUUUAUCGCCCGCGGCGAGUCCGCCUCCAACGCUCAUGCUAUCGCAGCAGAUGAGAUAAUCCGGCUCCAGCGCGAGAGUCAGUCUCCCCACGAAUUCCAUAUCUUUUGGGUGCCUCGGCGGUCUUUAUUAUCGGAUAAGGUCCUUGAGGAAGCUGGUGUGCUUGGUGACACCAAUGUCGCCGAGCUAACUCUGUUUUUCUUCCCAUUGGAAAACGAUGUUUUGUCCCUAGAGCUAAACGAUUCCUUCCGGGAUCUGUAUCUCUCGAAAGACCCGACGCCCGUCUUCUUGCUCGCCCGCGCGUUGAUGGGGAUACAGCAGAAGCACGGCCUGUUCCCGCGUAUCAUUGGCAAAGGCGACAAUGCAAAACGGGUAGCCGACCUUUUGUCUCGCAUGCGUCAGGAACUCCUUGCCGGCGAAGACGCGGGAGAAACGGACAAGGCAGGGCUAAGCCCCAGCACUACAAUCGAAAAUGUCAUCAUCAUCGACCGUGAAGUCGAUUUUGUGACGCCCCUCCUGACACAGCUGACCUACGAAGGUCUGUUGGAUGAGGUGUUUGGGAUUCAGAACAAUCAGACGGACGUCGAUUCGACGAUUGUGGGUGCUGCUGCACAACCAGCUGGCCCGGGCACGUCGGCAGCAGCGCCAUCGAACAGUGGACAGUCGCGGAAGCGCAAGAUUCAGCUUGAUGGGUCGGAUUCGCUGUUCGCACAACUCCGCGACGCGAACUUUGCCAUUGUUGGCGGGCUCCUGAACAAGAUAGCUCGGCGGUUGCAGAGUGACUACGAGAGCCGACACAGCUCGAAGACGACAACGGAGCUUAAAGAGUUUGUGAAGAAGCUGCCCGGAUACCAGGCCGAGCAACAGAGCCUGAAAAUCCACACGGGCAUGGCGGAGGAGAUCAUCAAGUACACGCGUACUGAGAACUUUAACAAGCUGCUAGAAGUUCAGCAGAACCUCGCAGCGGGGGCGGAUCCUUCGUCGCAAUUCGAUGCGAUUGAGGAGCUCAUAGCCCGCGAUACUCCAUUACCUCAGAUUCUCAGGCUACUGUGCAUUUACUCGUGCAUUUCGGGCGGCAUCAAAACCAAAGAAAUGGACCAUUUCCGGCGGUUGAUUUUGCAGGGUUACGGAUAUCAACACAUCCUUACCCUCCACAACCUGGAGAGAUUACAAAUGUUUUUGUCGAGGGCGUCCCCCUUGGCGUCCAUGAUACCCAUGACUGGCGCAGCGGGCGGGCAAGGAAACAAGACAAACUACACAUACCUCCGCAAGCAGCUUCGACUUAUCGUAGAUGAGGUCAACGAGCACGAUCCCAACGAUAUCGCUUACGUCUACAGCGGCUACGCGCCCCUCUCUGUCCGACUCGUGCAGGCCGUGUUACAGAAACAGUACCUGCUCUCGAUCACACGAGGGAGCGGCGCCGGUGGUGUAGCGGGCCCGGCGGCUGGGGGUGCGCAGGGCUGGCGUGGAUUUGAUGAUGCCGUUAAGCAUGCCCGCGGGCAGACCUUUGACGAGGUUCAGAAGGGCGAGGACAAGGCGGUCAAGGCGCGGGCUCUGCUGUCGGGCAGUGGCGACAGGAAGACUGUGUUCGUUGUGUUCGUGGGCGGCAUCAGUUUUACGGAAAUUGCGGCGCUGCGGUUCCUAGCGAAACAAGAAGAAGCCCGGCGAAACAUUAUCAUCUGCACGACCUCGAUUAUUAGCGGGAACAGGAUGAUGGAUGCUGCGAUUGAGACGGGAACAUUCGAGAAGAACACUCUUGCGGUGGAGGUACCGACGGCUCCAUGA